This is a messenger RNA of Chiroxiphia lanceolata (lance-tailed manakin), 2734 nucleotides long. It is a transcript of the gene OGFOD3, whose product is annotated as 2-oxoglutarate and iron dependent oxygenase domain containing 3. Bases 1 to 1017 code for a protein of 338 amino acids. The transcript is spliced from 9 exons. Lineage: Eukaryota; Metazoa; Chordata; Aves; Passeriformes; Pipridae. Gene Ontology annotation, molecular function: L-ascorbic acid binding; iron ion binding; oxidoreductase activity, acting on paired donors, with incorporation or reduction of molecular oxygen. Gene Ontology annotation, cellular component: membrane. The record is from RefSeq and is a predicted model, not a curated record.
AUGGCCCCGCAGCGCCGGGCGCUGCCCCGCGGCCCCGAGAGCGCCGGGACCGGGCCGGGACCGGCGACGGGAACAGGGACGGGCCGCGGGGGCCGCCGGCACAGCAGCGCCAGGAAGGGCCGGUCCCGGCAGGAUCCGCGGGGAUGGCGGGCGAAGGCAGCGAUCCUGCUCCUCCUCCUCACCGCGGCCGUCGGCGGCCUCGUGCUCUGGAGCUGCCUGCUCGCCCGGGAUGGGAUCUCCGGGGAUGGGAUCCUCCAGGACGGGGUCACCGAGGUGCUGGCACAUCGCAGCGACAGCCUGCGGGACAAGUUCGUGGAGAUCCCCUGCUCGGAGGACUACGACAGCCACAGACGGUUUGAAGGGUGCACUCCUAGGAGGUGUGGAAGGGGUGUGAGCGAUGCCAUAAUCACAAGGGAAGAAGCUGAAAGAAUCCGUAGAAUAGCAGAGAGGGGACUGUCCUUGGGAGGAUCUGAUGGAGGGGCAUCAAUUUUGGACUUGCACUCCGGAGCUCUUUCCCUGGGGAAGCAUUUUGUUAAUUUGUACAGGUACUUUGGGGACAAAAUUCACGACAUCUUCACAGAAGAGGAUUUUGCAUUGUAUCGGGAUGUGAGGCAGAGAAUUCAACAAAGGAUUGCUGAGGUGUUUGGGAUCAGCUCUUCCUCCAUGUACCUGACCAAGCCAACCUUCUUCUCCAGGAUGAACAGCACAGAGGCCAAGACAACCCACGAUGAGUACUGGCACCCCCACGUCGACAAGGUGACUUAUGGCUCUUUUGACUACACCUCUCUGCUCUACCUCUCUGACUACACCCAGGACUUCGGGGGAGGACGGUUUGUCUUCCUGGAUGCAGAUUCCAACAAGACAGUCGAGCCCCGAGCAGGCCGGGUUUCCUUUUUCACCUCUGGGUCGGAGAACCUUCACCGUGUGGAGAAGGUUCACUGGGGCACUCGCUUUGCCAUCACCAUCUCCUUCACCUGCGACCCAGAGCACGGCAUUGGGGAUCCAGUCCUGCUGUGACUCCUCUGGGGAUGGAGCACGAGGGCAAAUGGAAGGAGAGAAGCCCUGCAAGAGGAGAGGAAAAAGGGAGAUAACAUCUCCUGUUACCCCACAUUCAAUCAGAGCUGCCCAGCUGUAUCAGCAGAUUGUAAUACACUUUGUUUUCACAUGACCUUUUCCUUAAGGACCAUCUCAGAUUUGAUGCAUUCUGAAAAUGGUUUGUUCUGUCCCAAAGGGACAGGCUACAAAGAAGAGUUCUUGAGUGGGCUCUUCAGUUUUUUUUUUUUUAGUACUAUUUUUUAAAAAAUUCUUCAGUUUAAAAGAUACAAACCAUCUUUUGGGCCAUGCCUUGAUAUGUCUCCCCAUGCUGCUGUUACCUGUUUAAUUCUUUAGCCUUUUCAGUUACUCAUGUGAUGUAGAAAGUUUAACCUAAGUUAAAUGAGCAAGGUGAGUGUUAUUUUGAACACACAUUCUAUUGAGAGGAAUGGAUUCUCCUGAGCAUGGGCAUUAGUGGGCAGUACACCUGGGGUUUGGCUACUGGGACUUACUUGAACUUCUGUUUUAACUGAACUACUACUAUUUUUUGCUACAAACAGGGACUAGUUAAUACAAGGUCAGCAAUACAAUUCUCUGGCCAGAAAGCCUAUUACUUUUGGAUUGCAAAUGCUUUGUGCAAGGAAUGUCACUGCACUAGAUCCCUUUGAUCAGAAUGCAGCAUUCCCAGCUCGCCUUGUUUCCUUUGGAUUUCCAUGAAAAUGAUCAGUCUGCUGGUUGGAAGCCCAGUGUUUGGGUUAUUAAGAGCUCUUCAUGGAGAUGGCUUGACCAUGUAACCCUGUACAUUGAGUCAAAAUUCAAAAGGAGAGCUGGGCAGAGGUAACCAAUCCUCUGGAUUCAUCUAAGAAUUCCUCAUUACCCAGUGCCCAGGAAGACAUAGUUUUGUUGAGAUUUGCCAUUUGCCUGUUCUGGCCUCCUUAGACUCAGUCCUGCAAAGCCCAACUUGCUGCCUGGAGGGCUGGAUCACAAAACCUCCUGGGCCUGUGGGCUCUGAGGGAAAUUGGUGUCCACCUGCAACUGAAUUGUGUCUAAAGCAAUGUUUUAUCUGUUUCAGAAAGCCUCUCAGUAGCUAUUUUUGGACUUCUCUUUUUCAGUUUAGUAUGAAGACUUUUUUGCUGUUGACUAGGACCACUGGUAUUCCCUGGAUAAUAAACUGCAGGGGCUUCAAAGAAGAGGAGCUGUGUGAUUUGCAGUGCAGAAUCUUGCCAACUACCUUGGUUUUUUCCUGCAGUAAAUGAUUUCUGUUGUGGGUCAGGGAAUUGAUAAAUAAACUGUAGGAAAACCUAAUUUUUUUUCUCAAUCAAAUUCUGAAGCAAAUGUUGAUCUGUUUUAUUCCUAGGAUGUAUAAUUUCUAUGAAAAACUGAAAAUCUGGGAAUGUGCUUUGGUUUUUAAUUUUUUUAAAAAAAUUCUAUUCAUACAGUUUUGAUUCCUUAAUCUACCUUUUUAUGGAAAUAAUAAGUAUUGGGGGGAUUACCCUGCAGAUCAGUAUAAAGAGGAAUGGUGACAGGACACCUGGCCUUGUGAGUGCUCUCACUGGGCACACCAGCAAGAUUAGGCCUCUGUCAUUUCAUUUCUUUGUUCUCAAACCUGAAAAAAGCUUCCUUGUCUGUGCUAACAAGGAAGGAUUGUUAAAAAUGCUGGAUGCAAGGAAACAAUAAAAGUCAAUUGGGUUCCAUAUUGAAA